Molecule: messenger RNA, 3124 nt
Organism: Manis javanica (Malayan pangolin)
Lineage: Eukaryota; Metazoa; Chordata; Mammalia; Pholidota; Manidae
Source: RefSeq, a predicted model, not a curated record
AGGAAGCCCUCCUGCUCUAGAUGGGCCCAGGCUCUGGGCCGCCCAUGUUUGCUCAGCCAACCCGCGGCAGACGUGGCAGAGCGACGGGCUGGCAGCUGGCUGCAGGUGGGGGAGCCUUCCCUCUGUCCCACCCCACAACGUGGCGGCCUUUCCGCUGCUGGUGAUCUUCAAUCCUCCAGAGAGUUCUCGCCUCCCAGCCCAAAAACUGGGAAGGACCCAUUGAGGAAGAGCUGAACUUCCCUGAAACGUUCCCAAAUUGGCCACAUGGGUAAAGGUGCUCACAAGGAGGCACAGCCCUUGGGGCCAGGCCCAGGGCAGCUCUGAGGAGGCGGCUGGCCACCUCACUGCCCAACCCCACCUCAGACACAGGGCUGCUCUCCACGCUGGGGGGGCUCCUGCUGGCGGCCAGGGUACCCCUCCCAGCUCCUCAGGCCUGACGUCCACCCUUCUUACAGCUGGCACCCAGGCCAAGCAUGGCGACGCCAGACAGACGGUCUCUGCAGCGGACACCUCGUGUGGGCCAGACAAGAUGCCGAGGUGGCCCUGCCCCUGCAGGCCACCAGGCCCCACAGUCACCACAGAGACAGGAGCCAGCCACAAGCAGAAGCCCAAGUCCAGGGCCCCUCCCCAGGCAGGGCCGGCCUGCCCCCGUGCCAGUCCAAGGGCUAGGACCACGGGCCUCCCCAAGGUCCCGAAGAGGGGUGGGGGCUGUGUCUGCUCAGAGAUGCCCCUGCCCUGGUGCCCCCACACCUGUGGCCCGCAGCCACACCGGCUUCACCCACUGCUGCUGGGGACCACCCACCCAGACCCAUGUCGGCACAAAGAGAGGCAAGGGGCCAAGGACUGCGGGUGUUUGGUGGGGCCGCCCCCGAGUGCCAGGGCCUCCCCAGGGAUAGGGGCACCAUCCCCAGGGAAAAUGUUCUCCUGGGGGGACCACACACAGCCACGCCCUGGGAGGAGGAGCGAGCAGGAGGCCAUGCACUGGGAGUGGGGUCUGGGGCCACUUAGGGCAGAGGACAGCAGAGCCAGGGUCUAAACAGGCACAGAGAGGGGACAGUCUGAGGGUGCUACCCUCAUGGGCAGCCCAGUGGGCAAGCCCCUGCCAACCCUGGAACGCGGGCCCAGUCUCACCCCCCUGCCUGACAUGGGUCACCCAUGAUGUCAUGAUGGACAUUGUGACCUCUGUCCCCCUGGGCGCAUCCCUGCACCCUGUCUGCCCCCAGCUCCAGCCUCACACCCAGGCUCUUACAUGCAUGGAGCCCCUGUACUGUUGGUAAGGAGGGACCUUGUGCACUCCAAGGCUGGCCCUGGAUGGUGGUGACCGUCCCCUCUAGGAGGGGUGAUAGGCCUGAGCCCAGGCUGAGAUGGGCCGAGACAGGCUGGCAGCGCUGCCCAGGGACUGCUGUAAAUGGGUGGGAUGAUGCUGGCUGUGCCCGCCAUCCUCUUUGGUCCCACCCCAUUCACAGGCUGGGCCCGUGAGAGAUCAAUGGGGAGCAGCCCAGAGGAGGGGCACCUGCAUCGGCUAAGCCAGCUGGACCAAGAUGCAGACCUCCUGGAUGAUGCUGCCACAGCCAGGCCCCAGGCCGUCCUCCCGGAGAGCCGGCUGCUGGAGGGGGAGAAGCCGCCAUGCAGUACUGGGCAGGGCCCCUUCUUCUACAUCGGAGGCACCAACGGGGCCUCCAUGUGAGUGGUGGGGCCUCGGCUCCUCCCCUAGUGAGCUCCCCUCCCCCGCAGGGCCCCAGGCGCCAGGGCCACUGCUGCCUGCCCCCUGCAGAAUCAGCUCCUACUGCAAGAGCAAGGGCUGGCAGCGCCUCCAGGACAGCCGGCGGGAGGAUUACAUGCUCAAGUGGUGCGAGGUCAAGUGCCGCGACAGCUACCACAGCUUCCGGGAAGGUGAACAGCUGCUGUACCAGCUCCCCAACAACAAAGUCCUCACCACCAAGAUUGGGCUGCUCAGCGCCCUGCGGGAAUACUCGAGGAUCAUGAACAAGACCAACAAGACAGCUCUGUGUGCCCAGGCCAGGGUCCUAAAAAUGGAAGAAUUUUUCCCGGAGACCUACCGUCUGGACAUCAGGGACGAGAGAGAGGCUUUCUUCGCCCUCUUCGACGAAACCCAGAUAUGGAUCUGCAAGCCCACUGCCUCUAACCAGGGCAAAGGCAUCUUUCUGCUCAGGAACCAAGAGGAAGUCGCCGCCCUCCAGGCCAAGAUCCAGAGCAUCGACCACGACCCCAUCUACCGCAAGAUGCCAUUACGGGCGCCGCAGCCGCGCGUGGUGCAAAGGUACAUCCAGAACCCACUGCUGCUGGAUGGGAAGAAGUUCGACGUGCGCUCCUACCUACUCAUCGCCUGCGCCACCCCAUACAUGGUCUUCUUUGGCCAUGGCUAUGCCCGCCUUACCCUCAGCCUUUACAACCCCCAUUCUAGUGACCUCAGUGGCCACCUGACCAACCAGUUCAUGCAGAAGAAGAGCCCCCUCUACGUGCUGCUCAAGGACGACACGGUGUGGAGCAUGGAUCAUCUCAACCGCUACAUCAAUGACAAGUUCAGGAAGACCAAGGGGCUCCCCAGAGACUGGGUCUUCACCACCUUCACGAAACGGAUGCAGCAGAUCAUGGCCCACUGUUUCCAGGCAGUCAGAUCCAAGCUCCAGUGCAAGCUGGGUUACUUUGACCUCAUCGGCUGUGACUUCUUGAUCGACGAGAACUUCAAGGUGUUGUUGAGGCACCCCCAGGUGUGGCUGCUGGAGAUGAACUCCAACCCGGCUCUGCACACCAACUGUGAAGUCCUGAAGGAGGUGAUUCCUGGCGUGGUCACGGAGACCCUGGACCUGGCUCUCGAGACCUUCGGGAAGAGCUCCGGAAGCCAGAAGAUGCUGCCUCUGCGGUCGCAGCGCCGCUUCGCGCUCCUGCACAACGGCGACGCAGACCUACGGCCGCGCCCGGGGGGCUUCCGCAGCUCGCCUCCGCUCCGCGCCGCCGCCAGGCCUCCCGCCUGCCGCCCCGGUGGCGCCCCGGGCAGCGAGCCACCGAGAGCGGGAGGUGGGGACCCUACGCGGGGGCCCUCGCGCAAGGACGCGGGCCACCGGCGCCCCCUCGGGGACCUAUAAAGACCACUUGUUACAAA